This is a messenger RNA of Suncus etruscus (white-toothed pygmy shrew), 3257 nucleotides long. RefSeq names its product OTU deubiquitinase 7A (gene OTUD7A). Gene Ontology annotation, biological process: protein deubiquitination involved in ubiquitin-dependent protein catabolic process; protein K63-linked deubiquitination; protein K11-linked deubiquitination. The transcript has 13 exons. Gene Ontology annotation, molecular function: cysteine-type deubiquitinase activity; K63-linked polyubiquitin modification-dependent protein binding; zinc ion binding. The coding region runs from base 295 to 3243 and encodes 982 amino acids. The record is from RefSeq and is a predicted model, not a curated record. NCBI's taxonomy places the organism in Eukaryota, Metazoa, Chordata, Mammalia, Eulipotyphla, Soricidae. Gene Ontology annotation, cellular component: cytoplasm; nucleus.
CUCGCCGAGAUAGCCAAGAGUCACUCUGAAAAGCCUGUGGCCAGUCUCACCUCCUCUCUCUCGUCUCUUCCAGGGUUCUCAGGGGGCCCGUGGUCUCACCCCUUCUCCAGAAAUGGACCCUUGCCAGCAGGAACUUCACAGCGUUGCCUCUGAUGCAUGAGACCCCUAUGCUGGUGGAGCCCCAGUGUCUGACAACAGGUGCAAACGACCAAAGAAGACACGCUCAGGGCAGAACUUCCGUCUCGGAGAGAGGAAGAAAUCCUUUUCCUAACUGGUUCCACCUACACCAGAUGGAUGGUGUCUAGCCUGCUUCCAAACCCCACCUCGGCCGAGUGCUGGGCGGCCCUUCUACAUGAGCCCAUGACUGUUGAUAUGGAUGCAGUCCUGUCAGACUUUGUUCGGUCCACGGGGGCAGAACCUGGUCUGGCCAGAGACCUACUGGAGGGCAAGAACUGGGACCUCUCGGCCGCGCUGAGCGACUAUGAGCAGCUCCGCCAGGUGCACACGGCCGGCCUGCCGCAGGUGUUCGGGGAGGGCCGGUGCCCCAAGCCGCCCGAGCGGGAGCCCCGGGAGCCCCCGCAGCCCGCGCACAAGGCCGAGCGGCCCGGCACGCACCGGCCAGAGGACAUCGCACAAGAGAAGCGCCUGUCCCGCGGCAUCUCGCACGCCAGCUCGGCCAUCGUGUCCCUGGCACGCUCCCACGUGGCGGGCGAGUGUCGCAGCGAGCAGUUCCCGCUCGAGAUGCCCGUCUACACCUUCCAGCUGCCCGACCUGAGCGUGUACAGCGAGGACUUCCGCAGCUUCGUGGAGCGGGACCUCAUCGAGCAGGCCACCAUGGCCGCCCUGGAGCAGACCGGGCGCCUGAACUGGUGGUCGACUGCCUGCACCAGCUGUAAGCGGCUCCUCCCUCUGGCCACCACGGGUGACGGGAACUGCCUCUUGCAUGCCGCCUCACUGGGCAUGUGGGGCUUCCACGACAGGGACCUGGUCCUGCGCAAAGCCCUCUACAGCAUGAUGCGGACGGGAGCCGAGCGCGAGGCCCUGAAGCGCCGCUGGAGGUGGCAGCAGACGCAGCAGAAUAAGGAGUCAGGACUGGUGUAUACGGAAGAGGAGUGGGAGCGGGAAUGGUCGGAGCUGCUCAAGCUGGCAUCCAGCGAGCCCCGCACACACUUCAGCAAGAACGGUGGCUCGGGUGGCGGCUUGGAAAAUGCAGAAGAUCCGGUGUAUGAAAGCCUGGAGGAGUUCCACGUGUUUGUGCUAGCUCAUAUCCUCCGUCGGCCCAUCGUGGUGGUGGCUGACACAAUGCUUCGAGACUCGGGCGGGGAAGCAUUCGCACCCAUCCCGUUUGGGGGCAUAUACCUGCCCUUGGAGGUGCCCCCCAACAGAUGCCACUGCUCGCCCCUGGUUCUCGCCUAUGACCAAGCCCAUUUCUCAGCCCUGGUGUCCAUGGAGCAGAGGGACCAGCAGCGAGAGCAAGCCGUGAUCCCUCUGACGGACUCGGAGCACAAGUUACUGCCGCUGCACUUCGCCGUGGACCCCGGCAAGGACUGGGAGUGGGGGAAGGACGACAAGGACCACUCCAGGCUGGCGCACCUCAUCCUGUCCCUGGAAGCCAAGCUGAGCCUCCUGCACAGCUACAUGAACGUGACUUGGAUACGGAUCCCCUCGGAGACGCGGGCACCCCUGGCACAGCCGGAGUCCCCGACGGCCUCGGCGGGGGAGGACGUGCAGUCGCUGGCCGACUCGGUGGACUCGGACCGCGACUCAGUGUGCAGCAGCGCCAACGGCCAGCACCAGGGCGGCGGCAAGAACGGCGCCAAGGACAGCAAGGACAAGGAGAAGCCGGCGCGCAAGGACAAGGACAAGGACAGGGACAGGGACAGGGACAAGACACGCGCCGACUCGGUGGCCAACAAGCUGGGCAGCCUGAGCAAGACGCUGGGCAUCAAGCUCAAGAAGAACAUGGGAGGCCUGGGGGGGCUGGUGCACGGCAAGAUGGGCCGCGCCAACUCGGCCAACGGCAAGGGCACCUGCGGUAGCGGCGGCGGCGUUGGAGCCGGCGGUGGAGACGCGCCGGAGCGCGCCAAGGACAAGAAGGCCAAAGCGCGCAAGGGCAGCAAGGAGGAACCCGGGUCCGGCUCGGGCGCGUCGGCGGGCACGUCCCCGUCGGAGAAGACCACGCCGUCGCCCACGGACAAGGCGUCGCCCGCGGACAGGCCGAGGCCCGACGCCUGGAAGUACAGCACGGACGUGAAGCUGAGCCUCAACAUCCUGCGCGCGGCCAUGCAGGGCGAGCGCAAGUUCAUCUUCGCGGGGCUGCUGCUCACCAGCUACCGCCACCAGUUCCACGAGGAGAUGAUCGGCUUCUACCUGACCAGCGCCCAGGAGCGCUUCAGCGCCGAGCAGGAGCAGCGGCGCCGGGAGGCCGGCGCCCUCGCCAACGGUGCCACCGCCGGCUCCAGCGCGCCCGGGGCGCCCUCGAGCGCCAAGCGCGCCGCGCCCGCGCCCGGGGGUUCCGAGCACGCCUCUCCGGGGCCGCCGGGGCCCUCCGGGACGGUGCCCACGGCCGGGCAGCCCACGCAGCUGGUGCUCAAGUUCAAGGAGCGCCCCAGCCCGGGGGGGCGCACGGCGCGGGGCUCCUCUUCCGCCGCGGUGGCUGGGGGCGGCGGGGCCUCCCCGAGCUCGAGCCUGGGCCCUCGGCGCGCCGCGGGCCGCAGCCCUCCGCCGCUGCCCGGCCGCCAGAGCGUCAUCCACCUCCGGGACGAGGGGUGCGCGCGGUCCCCGCCACCGCCCGCCGUCGGGGCCCUGCGCCCCUGCGCCACGUACCCGCAGCAGAACCGCUCCUUGGCCUCGCAGAGCUACAGCCCCGCGCGCGCCCACGCCGCCCUGCGAGCCGUGAACACCGUGGAGACGCUGGCCCGCGCCGCGGGCACCCCCGUCGAGGCCAAGGGCAAGGCGCACGCCCGCGGCCACGGCCUGGGCACCGCCGCGCGCGGCGACGCCUUGGAGUUUGCCGACGCGGACUCGAACCCUGAGUGCGCCAGGGGGGGAGGAGAGAGAGGGGGGCCUGGAGGGUCUGGAGGGUCGGGGGGAUCGGAGACGGGUGGCCCCAGCCCCGCGCAACGGCGGUGCCAACGGGAAAACUGCGCCUUCUACGGGCGCGCCGAGACGGAGCACUUCUGCUCCUAUUGCUACCGCGAGGAGCUGCGGCGGAGACGAGAGGCCCGUGGGGCGAGGCCGUGAGAGGGGCCCUGCGU